This is a messenger RNA of Capsella rubella, 1124 nucleotides long. RefSeq lists its product as uncharacterized. The transcript has a single exon. Bases 295 to 933 code for a protein of 212 amino acids. The record is from RefSeq and is a predicted model, not a curated record. Lineage: Eukaryota; Viridiplantae; Streptophyta; Magnoliopsida; Brassicales; Brassicaceae.
CCUAUAGAUUUGUCUUGGGUCAACAACAAAGCUAAAGAAAAUUUAGAACUACAAAUAGUAAAGUCAUGUACAUUUGUACACCUUCACUUUCAAUCGCGACUUGACUAUUAAUGAUCUUUUCUAACCGGAACCUACUCAGCAACUCUUUUCCGAUUAGGACAAUUCAACUACCCUUCUCCAGUUUCUGUGCUUAUCUACUAAACACACAAAACAAAAUAUCCAUAAUUAAGACAAACGAAACGAUGCAGUUUUAAGGUUUACUCUCUCACACAACUCUCUCUGUCUCUCGUGGAAAUGGGUCUAAGCCAAACCGCAGCAGUACUCGUCGCUGUGUUCGCGUUUUGUCUCGUCGCUGUAACGGCACAGCUCGCCUACGUUUUGUGGUGGAAACGAAGGUUUCGUCGUCGGAGUAUCGCCGGUUCAGAACUCGACGUUUUCUCCUCCCGUGGAGGUGAUCCCACGGCUACACCACCGCCGUCCAAAGAGCUUCUUUACUUCUUCCUCUUCUGCCUCGAGAACAAACAGCUCCGAAUAGGCGGUACAGCCACAGCUCCGCCGCUCCCUCCAGCCGCACCGCCGGUUAAUGACGUGACGUCGUCGAAGUGGUCAACGGGAGAAAAUAUACUUAGCGGACCUUCGGAGUCUCUGUUUACCAUCGCUGAAGACUGUACGAGCGAGUCCGAUCAUCGGACGGUUGAAACUGAAGCACGUGGAAACAUCUCUACGGAGGAUCUUGCGAAGGAGGAUGAAGUGGUAGAGGAGAUUAUCCUGACGGAUGGAAGCGACGACGAGGUUGACUUUAGCGACUAUAAUCACGACGGAACGACACCGUUUUCAACUCCUUGCGCUUCGCCGCCGUUUUACACGCCGUCGCCUUCUCCUAUCCGUGAUGAUCUCUCUAAGACGAUACGUGAGGAGAUUUUGUACGGCUGAGAUAGGUUUGAUCUCUUUCUCUCUUUCUUCGAUUAGCAAAACAUUGACCCGGUCAAAGAUACGGUGUCAAUACUCAAUACGGUUUGUUUGGUUUCGUAAUGAGUAUUCAACCAAAUUUUAAACCGAACCGAAAUCUUAUUGUAAAUCUGUAACAAAUGGAUUUACCGAUUUAGGAUAUUUUGGUUAUGUUC